UUUCAACCUCCCGCCACUAAAGACACCACAUUGCACCAGUAACUGAUCAUGAUACUGAGCCAUUGAAUUUAUUCAUCGCCCUCGGGGAGACGCAAACCCCCUGUGACAUCUGAUUGGCUAGUCACGACACUAACCACAAUACCAGCUGACCAGCUAAUGGAAUCUGGCAACGCGAAACCUGGGAUGGUGUCAGCUUCUAGCAGAGAGACCUCAAGCCAGAACUCAGUUAACAAGAGGAAGAUGGGACACACCAAGAUCGAAGUAGAACCGAAUGAAAAAAACGUCAACAAACUUGAGAAUGGCGUCGAUGCAUCCAAAGGUAAAGACAGUGGAGAGGAGAAGAAGGAGAGUGAGCUGCCUCCCGUGUCCGUGUUUGCUCUGUUCCGGUACGCCACGGCCUUCGAGAAAUUCCUCAUCUUCGUGGGCCUUCUGGCUGCCCUCCUCAGCGCCUCCUGCCUGCCAAUCAUGUUCAUCCUCUUCGGCAAUGUUACAGACGCCUUUGUUUACAACGCAAUGCAGACGACGACGAUCCACACUAACACGACACAGUUCAUCGAGGGACUUCCGUUUUUCAACAACAGAUCGAAUCAGACAAAUGACGACUUCUUCCACGAAGUGGUCACAUUCGGCGGGGGCACCAUUGGUAUAGGGGCAGGACUCAUGGUGUUUGGGUACAUCUUCGUGACUACCUUGAACUACGCAGCCGAAGGGCAGGUUUACAGACUUCGAGGAAUGUUCCUGCACAGCAUCUUGAGGCAGGAGAUCGGCUGGUUCGACACCCACCAGACCAAUGACUUUGCGAGCAGAGUCACAGAAGACCUGAACAAGCUGCAAGAAGGCAUUGGAGAGAAGAUCGGCAUGUUCACAUUCUUCAUGAGCACGUUUCUCAUCUGCAUCGUCAACGCCUUUGUCCACGGAUGGCUCCUGACACUCAUUAUCAUCUCAGUGUUCCCUGUUCUUGGCAUUUCCACGGGCAUUAUUGCCAAGGCUCAAUCCAAACUGUCCAGCCUUGAGAUGAAGGAGUACGCCAGGGCGGGCAGCAUCGCCGAGGAAGUCCUCUCGGCCAUCAGGACAGUCGUGGCUUUCGGCGGUGAAGCCAAAGAAGUGGCGAGAUUUAACAACAACCUGAUCUAUGCCAAGAACGCCGGUGUGAAGCGUGGCCUUGUGACCGGCAUAGGCAUGGGCCUCAUGUGGUUCAUCAUCUACGCAGCUUACGCCCUGGCCUUCUACUACGGCACCGGCCUCAUCAUUGAUUCUCGCCCUCCAAAUGGCGAUGGGUCCUUCGAGCCCUCCAAUCUCAUCAUUGUGUUCUUCAGUGUCCUGAUGGGUGCGAUGAACGUUGGACAAUCUGCACCGUACGUUGAAGCCUUCAACGUAGCGCGAGGAGCGGCCGCAACUAUUUUCGACAUCGUUGAGAGGAAAUCAGCUAUCGACCCAACUAGCAAAGAAGGAAAGAAACCAUCUUCAGUCACUGGGACUAUCGAGAUGAAAAAUAUCGUCUUCAAUUACCCUUCAAGGCCAGACGUGCCCAUCCUGCAGGGCGCUUCUUUCAACGUGGAACCUGGGCAAACGGUGGCAUUGGUCGGGGCAUCUGGCUGUGGCAAAUCGACCUGCAUCCAGUUGAUACAACGAUUCUACGACCCUCUCUCGGGAACUGUCUUACUGGACGGGGAGGACAUCCGCCAGCUCAACAUUGGCUGGCUGAGGGACCAGAUCGGCGUGGUGGGGCAGGAGCCGGUCCUCUUCGCCACUACCAUCGCUGAGAACAUACGCCUCGGCUGCACCGCCGCAUCCAUGGAGGAGAUCGAGGCAGCUGCAAAGGAAGCCAAUGCUCAUAACUUCAUCAUGAAGCUUCCAAAGAAAUACGAGACAAACGUGGGCGAGAGAGGUGCACAGAUGUCAGGCGGCCAGAAGCAGCGUAUCGCCAUUGCUAGGGCGCUGGUGAAGCAGCCACGAGUCCUGUUGUUGGACGAAGCCACCUCAGCCUUGGACAACCAGAGUGAAGCCAUUGUGCAAAAGGCUUUAGACAAGGUACGAAAGGGUCGCACGACCAUAGUGGUGGCCCACCGUCUCUCGACCAUCAAGACAGCUGACAAAAUCGUCGUCUUCAACGAAGGAAAAAUUGUAGAAAAGGGAACACACGAAGAAUUAAUGGGUCUGAAAAGUAACUACUACAAUCUAGUUAUGGCACAGAUUGGCCCAGCUGAAUUACAAAACCCAAAUGACAUGAAGUACGCAGACGACACCAGCCUCAACAACCUACCUGACGUCACGAGCAUCGCUGACAUAACGCAAGACAUCAUGGAUGACCUGACCACCAUGUCACCAGCUACUCUCACUCGGUCACCCUCUGCCAGACUAUCCCUCAGGCGCCGCAGGGCGUCAUCAGUCAAAUCGGUCAAAUCAAUUAAAUCUGCCAAGGGCGUGGUUGAGGAACCAAAGGAGGACGGCGACUAUCAGGAGGUCUCCACUUGGAAAAUCAUGAAGCUGAAUUCCACAGAAUGGCCCUACAUGGUCGGGGGAGUUUUAGGAGCAGCCAUACAGGGAACGACUCUUCCGAUAUACGCGAUUCUCUUCGGUGAAGUUUUUGGAACUUUGUCGAUCAUCGACGAAAAGGAGGCCAGGGCAGAGGCGAACUACUAUGCUCUUCUGUUCCUCAUCCUGGGAAUCAUUGCGGCUAUAUCUAUGUUCUUCCAGGCGUACAUGUUCGCUCUGUCUGGCGAGAUCCUGACUUCUCGUCUACGGAAGCUGUCCUUCGCCUCGAUGCUCCGCCAGGAGAUGGGGUGGUUUGACCAGGAAAAGAACUCCGUCGGUUCCUUGUGCUCUCGGCUCUCGGGAGAUGCCUCUGCUGUCCAAGGGGCUACGGGGUCACGCGUGGGCACUGUCGUCCAGGCUGUGUCGACGCUGGGCGUGAGCACGGGACUGGCUCUGUAUUAUGACUGGAGGAUGGGACUCGUGUCGUUCCCUUUCAUUCCGCUUACGCUGGUCGCUGUCUACCUGCAGAGCAAGAUCCUUAUGGGGCAGAGCGUCACGGAGUCCAAAGUGCUCGAAGAGGCUGGAAAGAUUGCAAUCGAUUCCAUCACGAACAUCCGCACGGUUGCGAGUCUGCACAAGGAGGAACACUUCUCCUCGGAGUACUCGCUCGCUCUUUUGGAGCCGCACAGGGAAGCUCUCAAGAAGUCACACUUGAGAGGUGCCGCUUUUGGGUUUGCUCAGUCGAUGCCAUUCUACGCCUACGGUGCCAUGAUGUUCUAUGGCGGAUACCUGAUCUCAGUGGACGAGAUCGAUUACGAAAGAGUCUUCAAGGUCACGGAGGCCUUCAUCCUGGGAGCGAUGAUGGUCGGGCAAGCCAUGGCCUUCGCCCCGAAUUACAGCAAGGCCAAAGUCGCUGCCUCCAAAAUAUUCCACCUCCUGCGCCGGAAGUCUGAAAUCGACGCCUCGACGAAUGCCGGCCUACGUCUGAGCGGUCCAGUAGAGCAAAUUGAAAUCCGAGACGUGCACUUUGCGUAUCCAACACGACCGACCACCAGCAUUCUGUCGGGACUGAGCAUAACAGUCACUCAGGGACAAACGCUGGCUCUCGUCGGCAGUUCGGGCUGCGGGAAGUCGACUAUCAUAGGCCUACUGGAGAGGUUCUACAAUGCCCACGGCGGCAAAGUGAAUAUAAACGGGCAAGAAGUUCAGAGCCUCAGUGUGUCGUGGAUCAGAAGCCAGUUCGGUCUCGUGUCCCAAGAGCCAGUUCUCUUUGACUUGUCCAUAGCAGAAAACAUCGCCUACGGAGACAACUCUAGAAAAGUCAGUAGAGAGGAGAUCGCUGCUGCUGCCAAACAAGCCAAUAUCCACGCUUUCAUCGAUUCCCUUCCAAAUAAAUAUGAAACGAGAGUCGGAUCAAAGGGCUCUCAGUUGUCUGGCGGACAAAAGCAGAGAAUUGCCAUAGCCAGAGCUCUCGUCAGGAACCCUAGCGUCUUGCUGCUGGAUGAGGCCACGUCCGCUCUGGACACGGAGAGUGAAAAGGUCGUCCAGGAAGCGCUGGAGCGUGCCCAGAAAGGUCGUACGAGCAUCAUCAUUGCACAUCGUCUGUCCACAAUCCAGGGUGCCGACGUCAUCGCAGUGGUGCAGGGAGGAACCAUCACGGAGAUGGGGUCUCACUCGGACCUAAUGCAGAAAAGAGGAGAAUAUUAUCAACUAUAUCAAACACAUAACUAAUUCUAGGAUGAUUUGUUUAUUGUUAUUGCAAAUUACACAGUGCCAUAAAACACUUAUAGAGUAGAUUUCUCAAUCAUAUAUAACUCUGAUUAAGAUAUGUUAACUUUUCCCAAAGAUUUUAUAGCAGGUAGAGCAACAGUGAAGUUUGAAAGCUUCUUGGAUGAAGUGAAGAGAGAGAUGUCGAGUCAGUACUGGGGGAGAAGUGAGAAGCCACGACAGCCAAGAGUGGAUUGCGCAUAUCCCUGAGGCCAGUCCGGACUUGUAAUUCAGCAUGGACUUCGAAAAGGAAAAGAGAACACAGUGGAUAACCCUAAGGCCAAUCUGGACUUGUAAUUGGGUGUGGACUUUGAAAAGGAAAAAUGACUCCAAGUAGAUCAUAGAUCCUGGAGGAAGAAAUGUUUGACGGAGGGGAGGGAAGGGACGUCCAAAUCAUAACUGACAAGUAAAGAGCAGGUGAAAGAUAGUAGACCCAUUAUAGAACGAUGGAUUAGGUAGAGAACAGUGUGGAGACCUGUGUAAAGGGUUUUGGACUGGAAGAGGGACAUGCAGUAGGUAGGAGCUCUUGGAAAUAAGAGUGUAUAGCAUUUUAUACAGUAUUAGCUUUAUGCCAUGUACCUGUUGUUAUAUAAUGUGCGACUAUAUUGGAGAAAAUAAAAUGUACAUUUAUUA
Messenger RNA from Macrobrachium nipponense, 4875 nucleotides. RefSeq names its product ATP-dependent translocase ABCB1-like. The record is from RefSeq and is a predicted model, not a curated record. Gene Ontology annotation, biological process: transmembrane transport. The coding region runs from base 157 to 4206 and encodes 1349 amino acids. Gene Ontology annotation, cellular component: membrane. The transcript has 26 exons. Gene Ontology annotation, molecular function: ABC-type oligopeptide transporter activity; ATP binding; ATP hydrolysis activity. Lineage: Eukaryota; Metazoa; Arthropoda; Malacostraca; Decapoda; Palaemonidae.